Molecule: messenger RNA, 750 nt
Organism: Melanotaenia boesemani (Boeseman's rainbowfish)
Lineage: Eukaryota; Metazoa; Chordata; Actinopteri; Atheriniformes; Melanotaeniidae
Product: mas-related G-protein coupled receptor member X1-like
Exons: 3
Biological process (GO): phospholipase C-activating G protein-coupled receptor signaling pathway; positive regulation of Rho protein signal transduction
Cellular component (GO): membrane
Molecular function (GO): G protein-coupled receptor activity
Source: RefSeq, a predicted model, not a curated record
AUGGUUACAGCAGUCUCGCUGAUCACUGGCGGAGUGCGAAAGGAUCAUGUAGCUCCAGUCUACAUCACCAACCUUCUGAUUUCUGAUCCACUUCAGCUCUGCUGCAUGGCUGUUUUCCUCACCACCCAAUCAGAUGCUGCCAGAUUUAUCUACUUCUUUGGUCUGAUUUCCAGCAUUGGAUCCAUGGUUUGUGUUUCCCUAGAAAGAUAUUUGGCCAUCACCCAGCCACUGUGGUACAGAUUCUGAAGAAACAUCAACACCUCUGUGGUGGUCUGCGUCAUGGUCUGGGCCAUCCCCUGGAUUUAUGCCCUCCCUCUCUAUUUCAAGGCUAAUUUUCCAGUUAUAGUCACCAUUUGUGGGGUCUUCCUCCUCCUGCCCCUCCCCCUGUUCAUCUUCUUCCUGGUUGGGACCAUUAAAGCCCUGUCUGCAGCUCGCAGCGUCCCUGCUGAUGAAAAACGAAGAAUUGUGGCCAUUCUGGUUGUGCUGCUGUUUAUUUACAUGCUCCUGUUCCUGCCCAGCAUCAUUUGGUUUUUAGCAGGCAAACACAGAUGUAACCAGAGUUUCUACAACGCGGCUUUCACUUUGCUUAUCUUCAGUCCUCUUGCAGACUUGGUUAUGUAUAUUUUAAUCCGGAAAAGUGUCAUGGACAAGUUUUUGGCCUCACUGUGUUGCUGUAAAAUGUCUAACAAUCCUCAGACGAGCAGCAUGAGUAAUGACAGCAUGUCAGCUUCUUCUAAUCAGGUUGUAUGA